UAUGCACUAUCCAUUUACAGAGUUUGCUGAUUUUUGCCCUAGAUCAUCUGUAAUUCAUGUUGAGGAAUAGUAGCUGUAAUAACACCAUAGGCCCGGGUGUGUGCAGCUAUUUGGAGUUUAAGCUUUGAAGGCAAGCAAGCCUGGACCAUUCUGAUUGGUGUAUUGUGGUCUUUUUUGGACCCAGAAGAUGGAGAGGAAGUGUGGAAGAGUGGAAGUAGUCACGGCCAAACUGCAGAGAGUUAAGUUCACCAGAAAUGCUGGAUGCAGUGGUCUUUGAGGAUGUGGCUGUAGACUUCACCACAGAGGAGUGGGCUUUGCUGAAUCAUGCUCAGAGGAAUCUCUACAGAGAUGUGAUGCUGGAAACCUUCAGGAACCUGGCCUCAAUAGGAGAAAACUGGAAAUGUUAUGGCACUGAGGAUCAGGACUUGAGCCAGCGUACACAUUUAAGAAGCCAUAUGUUGGAGAUACCCUCAGAAAAUAGUGAAAUAAAUGAAUGUGGAGAAACCUUCAACCAGAUUCCAAAAUUUAAUGUGCAUAAGAGACUUUCUACUGGAGUAAAAUCUUAUGAAAACAAUAAGUUUGAAAAAGCCAACACAGAUACUUCAUCUCUAAAGAGUGAUGUAACAUCUCAACACAGACAAAGACCCUACCAGUGUAAGGAAUGUGGGAGAACUUUUCUUUGUUACUCAUCCUUUAGGGCACACGUAAGAGCUCACACUGAAGAGAAACCCUAUGCAUGUAAAGAAUGUGGAAAAGCCUUUAUAUACUUCUCCAAACUUAGAGUACAUAUCAGAACUCACACCGGAGAGAAACCUUAUGAAUGUGAAAAAUGUGGGAAAACCUUCAGAUCUCCCUCAAACCUUUGGACACACAGAGAAACUCAUAUUGCUGAGAAACCUUAUGCCUGUAAAGAAUGUGAGAAAUCCUUCUCUUCUCCCUCUUCCCUUAGAAAACACAUGAAAGUUCACAGUGCAGAGAAAGCCUAUGAAUGUAAGGAAUGUGGGAAAGCCUUUCUUCAUUCUUUUUACCUGAUCAUACAUGCAAGAAUGCACACUGGUGAGAAAGCGUACAAAUGUGGGGAAUGUGGGAAAGCCUACAGUUGGCCAUCAGACCUUAGGAUUCACAUGAGAACACACUCUGGAGAAAAGCCUUAUGAAUGUAAACAAUGUGGAAAGUCUUUCAGUUCUCCAUCAUCCUUUAAGGGACAUGUGAGAACUCACACUGGAGAGAAACCAUAUGCAUGUAAUGAAUGUGGGAAAGCCUUCAGUAGUCCUUCAUACUUUAGAACACACAUGAGAAUUCACACUGGAGAGAAACCCUAUACAUGUAAACAAUGUGGGAAGGCCUUCAGUUGGUCAUCAUCUUUUCGAGGACAUUUGAGAACCCACACUAGAGAGAAACCCUAUGAAUGUAAGGAAUGUAUGAAAACCUUCAGUAGACUCUCAUCCUUGCAAAGACAUGUGAGAAUUCACAAUGGAGAGAAACUCUCUAAAUGGAAGCAAUGUGGAAAAGCCUUCUGUAGUCCUCAUCCAUAA
Messenger RNA from Nycticebus coucang (slow loris), 1535 nucleotides. Its product is annotated as zinc finger protein 555-like. Gene Ontology annotation, biological process: regulation of DNA-templated transcription. Lineage: Eukaryota; Metazoa; Chordata; Mammalia; Primates; Lorisidae. The record is from RefSeq and is a predicted model, not a curated record. Bases 255 to 1535 code for a protein of 426 amino acids. The transcript has 5 exons.